AAAAACUAUAUAUAUACAAAAUACACUGAUCGAGCUAGCUAGGGUAGUACGUACGUAGGGAAUUACUAUACGAUGAGUAGCAGUGGUGCUGAUGAUCCAGGGAUGAUGGAGGUCACGGGUAAAAUCUUGAUUGCGACCAUCGUUGCCUUGUUCGUCGUCAUUGUCCUUGUUUUCUUGUUCCACAUUUACGCCAGGUGGUUAUGGUUACGUCGUCAACAGCAUAUAGAUGACAUCAACCAUCGUCGCCACACCUCUACUACCACUAUGGCAUCAUCAGGUGUCGCCGUCCUUCGUCGUGGCCUUGACGCUUCUUUCCUCAAAACCUUACCCGUUUCACAGUUGGAUUCAAAAGCCUUUAAAGACGGGUGUUUGGAAUGUUCUGUUUGUUUAUGUGAAGUCCAACAAGGAGAGGACAUUCGGAUAUUGCCUAAAUGCCAUCACGCGUUUCAUGCUGAAUGUAUUGACAUGUGGUUUCAUUCACAUUCAACUUGUCCCAUUUGUCGAACCCUUGUUUCUGAUGAUCAUCAGCAGCAGCAAGGACUCUCUGUUCAAAGUUUACAGCUGCAUCACCAUAACCAGUCGACAAUUGACAACACCGAUAAUAGCGACUCAAUAACAUUCCCUGCAAAUGUUUUGUUUUGGGGUGACGAAACGGAAGUAAGCACUACUUUAACUUCUCAGCUAGAAGAUCAACAACGACAUCCUAUGAUUUCAUUACCCUUUGAACCAACCUCAACAUCAACAUCACAAACAAAUGUCCAUGACAGACUGAAGAAGCCAGCAGCUGAUUUAGUAAUUGAUAUACCAAGAACAAGCGUUGGUGAUAACAAUAAUAAUAAUGGUGAAGAAGAAGAUCAAUCAUCUACUCCGAUGAUGAGAUCAUUAAGAAGGAUCUUGAGCAGCAGUAGAAGGUAGUUCCGGAAGAAGAAACUAGUUGUUGGUUGAAGCUUGAAGCAUUAGAAGUAAAGAUUUUGCAAGACUAGAAGGUAUUAGGUCAUUCAUGGAUGAAUGACAAUCUUUUGGAAUAGAGGCUCUUGGUACAUUCAGUUGAUGGUUAUACUUUUGUUAAAUUUUUGUAAAAGGUCAAACGCAAAGCUUUUGGGAAGUUUGUAUAGUUGUAUUUUGGGCGAGAAUAGUGUCAAAAUGGGUAAAUGACCCAAUGAUGGUGUUCAUGAGGUUUUAAACAAGUUGAUGUUGUAAUUAUGUUUAAAAUGUGUUUUAAG
Molecule: messenger RNA, 1223 nt
Organism: Erigeron canadensis
Lineage: Eukaryota; Viridiplantae; Streptophyta; Magnoliopsida; Asterales; Asteraceae
Product: RING-H2 finger protein ATL3-like
Exons: 2
Coding region: 73-915 (280 amino acids)
Biological process (GO): protein ubiquitination
Molecular function (GO): transferase activity
Source: RefSeq, a predicted model, not a curated record